AUGUCUGAAGACAGCGAGCGAUGCAGAAGUCGUGAGAUGACGAUGAGUGCAGAGAGCGGCGAGGUCGACCAAGCUUUGACCAACGUCCCCCACUCUGCUGUCGUCUCCGACUCCGAUGGUUCCGAGAUCCCUCUCCAACUGGUCGCCAGAUCCCCUUCCGUACGGAAAGGGAUCUCGACCUCAAACCUUGCACCGUCGUCCCCGCCGGACGGCAAGCCAUCACCACACCCGUCGAAGCCUCCACCGUGGUACCGCUUCAACGGUUUAACCAACGAGGACACAGCCUCGAGCAUCUCUGCCGAGCGGACAAACCAAGGAUACCCCCUUGGGUGCGAUGCGUUCCUGGUCGCGCUGCCUCGACAGAAAUUGCAAACCUUGGUGAAGCUUGGGUAG
Messenger RNA from Trichosporon asahii var. asahii CBS 2479, 393 nucleotides. RefSeq lists its product as uncharacterized. The record is from RefSeq and is a predicted model, not a curated record. NCBI's taxonomy places the organism in Eukaryota, Fungi, Basidiomycota, Tremellomycetes, Trichosporonales, Trichosporonaceae. Bases 1 to 393 code for a protein of 130 amino acids. The transcript has a single exon.